This is a messenger RNA of Tupaia belangeri chinensis (Chinese tree shrew), 4440 nucleotides long. RefSeq names its product tumor protein D52 (gene TPD52). The transcript is spliced from 8 exons. Gene Ontology annotation, cellular component: cytoplasm. The coding region runs from base 1 to 744 and encodes 247 amino acids. The record is from RefSeq and is a predicted model, not a curated record. Gene Ontology annotation, biological process: B cell differentiation. NCBI's taxonomy places the organism in Eukaryota, Metazoa, Chordata, Mammalia, Scandentia, Tupaiidae.
AUGGACUGCAGUGAGAUGGAUUUGUAUGAGGACUACCAGUCCCCCUUUGAUUUUGAUACAGGUGUGAACAAAAGCUAUCUCUACCUGUCUCCUAGUGGAAAUCCAUCUCCACCCGGAUCACCUUCUCUUCAGAAAUUUGGUCUGCUGAGAACAGACACGGUCCCUGAGGAGGGGGAAGAUGCCGCUGCGACGAUGGGAGCCACAGAGACCCUGACCGAGGAGGAGCAGGAAGAGCUGAGGCGAGAACUCGCGAAGGUAGAAGAGGAAAUCCAGACUCUGUCUCAGGUGUUAGCAGCCAAAGAGAAGCAUCUAGCUGAGAUCAAGCGGAAACUUGGAAUCAAUUCCCUACAGGAACUAAAACAGAACAUUGCCAAAGGGUGGCAAGACGUGACAGCAACAUCCGCGUAUAAGAAGACUUCUGAAACCUUGUCUCAGGCUGGCCAGAAGGCAUCGGCUGCCUUUUCAUCUGUGGGCUCAGUCAUCACCAAAAAGCUGGAAGACGUAAAAUUGCAAGCCUUUUCACACUCCUUUAGUAUACGCUCCAUUCAACAUUCAAUUAGCAUGCCUGCUAUGAGAAACUCCCCAACGUUCAAAUCCUUUGAAGAAAAGGUUGAAAACUUGAAGUCUAAAGUAGGGGGAACCAAGCCUGCGGGUGGUGAUUUUGGAGAAGUCUUGAAUUCAACCGCAAAUGCCAGUGCCACCGCCACGGAGCCUCUUCCAGAGCAGACACAGGAGAGCCUGUGAGAUUCCUACCUUUGUCCUGCUACCCACUGCCAGAUGCUGCGAGACCCAAGCACAUCUUGUCAACAUUCAUCGCCAUGAAGUUCUACUAGAUGUGCUUUAUUUAGCUUUACAUAUUCCUUUGACCAAAUAGUUUGUGGGUUAAACAAAAGGAAGUAUCCUCACCUCUAUUCCCUGGAAACACCAUUUACUGUGCACUCAAGGCCCAUUAUUUAGAAAACACUGUUAUAAAAACACUGUAAUACCUGGGGACACUCACUAGAAAGAUCUAAGAACUUGCAGGUUUUAACAGUUGCUUUCCUACUUUACAAAAUUGUUCUGGAUCUGGGAUGUCAGUUUGCUUUUUGUAGUCUAGAUUUUCUUUUCUUCCUUGAAUCUCUGUAUUUGAUUUCUAACUAAAAUUACUUUUAAAAAUUGUUUUGAAUCGUAGAUAUUAAAAAUUUGGUACCAUUUUAUUUACCUCCAAGGGAAGAGUUACUAGCUACACACAAAUUUUUUUUUUUGAGUAAACACUGUUUUGGUAUAAGGUAUAUAUCUUGGGUAUCUUAAGACAUCAGACUCAAGCAAACAAGUCUAUAUCCAGUUUGUAAUAGUUUUGUAAGUGACAGUAUGUAGAGUAAUCCCAACUACUAGAUUGUGGAGCCCCCAAAUCUUGUUUACUGUUGUUGUGACAGUAACCAUUGCAGUGUGUCAGUUAUUAUGCCACUGUAUCAAUUUAUUUUUACCAGGUUAAAAUUUUAAUUUCUGGGCAAACCAACAAUACAUUCAGAAUCAAGCAUACUUGUGUUAUCAGCAGAUCAAAAUAUGAGCGUAUUCAUGAAUGUUCAGUUCAAAAGCCUCUAAGUGUUUUUGAUCUAAGUAGCUACAAAAAUGCUAAAAUCAAUCACAUCAGGAGAAACAUCAUUGUCUUCAUUUAAUCCAUUCAGCCCCAUUUUAAAUAAAGAAGCACACAGAGUUAUAUGACUAGUAUAACUUGAAAUUUUUUUACACAAGGGUUUGGUGUUAACUCUUGAGGAUGUAAUGCAUUAAUAAAAAUCAACUCAUUGUUUUACUUGUUUUCAGUGUGAUAGAAAUUGUAAAAUGAUGAUGUGGACACUUUCCCCUCUGGAAAGGAGUGUCAGGGCUGAAUGACUCAAAGUCUCUGGCUGAAUGCAUAUAGGCCAUGCCAUUCUAACUUACUCAUCACUCCCACCUUUCCCUUAUGCUGUAAAUGUUUUUGGCCUACAUGUUUGAUAUUUGUUAUUUAUCAAAUUGUGAUAAUUUUAUUAUUGUUUAUGCCAAAUGUUAAUUGCCAAGCUUAGAGUGACCUAAAGCAUUUCUUCAGAGCAUGACUGGAUUCUUGAGGAUAGAUUAUUUUACAAAAACCAAAUUUGAAAAGCCACAAGUGUUGGUUGUUAUGAAAUAAUAAUGCUGCCAUUUUUGAUUGCUAGAGCUUUUGUUAGCACAUUGGAUACAACUGAACUAUGCUCUAUUACAUGUGAAAAACUGAAUAAAUUCUGUAUAUCAGUAGUGUAGGUCUCAACAUUAUGAGACCAGUGGUCUGGAAACAGCUAGAUAUAUUAAAGAUCAACUGAUGUUUGUGCUUUAAAAACAAAGCAAUUUUUUUUUACCAUCUACUUUAAAUCACUGCUUAAUGGUACCAGACAAAUAUAUUCUAAAUAAUUUCCUUCUUGGGGUUUUAAGGCAAAAGUUGUUGAAACACUGUCCCAGAGGAGUGGAAGUGUGGAAAUUUGUCUUUUCAUAGAAAUUUUGUGUUAUUCAACCUAACUGUUAAAUUAUUUUUUCUUCCAACUUACUGGUCUUUUAUUUUUUUAUUCCAACCUUUUUCUUUUCAUCACAUUGUUUCUUGGGUGUUCUGUCUUGUUACUGUGUUUUCAACAAGACAAAACAAAGUUAAGAUGGAAAUUUCUUGAGUUGAGUGAAAUGUCAAAUCUUUUUUAUUGUCUAUAUGGGGGAAAAAUGCUAUAUUUGGGGGCAGGAAGUGGGAUGGGAGUUAGUAGAUGGGUAUUAGGGACAGUUGUGAAACUGGAAAAUAACUUUUGUAGACACUCAUCUACUUUAAACAACCUAACAAUCUAUGCAAAGCACUCUGCCUUUUAAAUAAAAUAGUAAAAACAAUGACAAAGAAUUGAGGAAAAUAAAUAUAUGGAUUAAAAAAUUAUUCAAAAUGGACUUUGAGGCAGAAUCAAUAUUAUGAAUUCACAGAUAUUUAAGAAAUUUGAAGCAUAGUAAUUAGGAAUAUCAGAAAGAGGUUCCGGUUACUCCAUUGUGUUUGUGUUUGAUAUUAUAAAACAGCAGGAGAAUAAAUCUCAGAUAUUUAAGGACUCAAGAGUGUAAGAGAAGAAAAUAUCCCUGAAAAAUUUCAUUUUUUUAAAAACGGAAUGUCCUUAAUUUAUGGAGUUUGUGAGAAAUAAAGCAAAAGUUCUGAUGGUUAUAAGGCCAAAGUAAUCAAUGGAAGAAACUCAUUAAUUGGACUAUCAUUUUAGCAACUCAGAGUAACUACUGAAAUAGAGAAAACACAUUUCAUUUAGACUGUUUCUGGACCUGUUAAUCAAGAGACACAUUAUUUUCUGUAAAGUAUUUGGAAACAAUAAAAAUUCUAUCAUUUGGGUAUGGAUUCUUUUGUAUGUAUUACCUGUCUGCUGAGGAAAGGGGUGAGUCCAUUCUGCAAGUUCUUCCAAAUUUUUCAUUUCCUGGAGGUAUAAAUAACCAUAAGCAGCUGUAUUAAAUCUUAUUAUCAAGCAAAACUGAGAAAUGCUGCAUGUGGCUACCAAAAAGCACUUAUUAAAUGACUAUUUGCUCUGCAUGUGCCAGAAGAGAUGCAGCAUAGAAGACAGUUUUUCAGAAUCAUGUGUUUCUUUAUAGCUCUUAAAACCCAGAUAAAAAUUCAUAUUUUUUUUUUACAGAAACUUUAUUCAGUUCAUUCAAAAAACACUGACAAAAUAAAUUUUAGUUGUAAGUUUACAUGUACCAAUAGUAAAAAUAGUAUUUCUAACAAUGGCUUACAAAUUAAUGGAAAAGUACAAUUUUGCAAGAGUAUAAACAUUUUACGCACUAGUCUGACCUUUCUUUUAGGCAGAGUGCUCUUUUGAUGACAGAUAAAUUAACUAAUACUAUUGUGAACUAUUUAAGAUGAUACAAAAGUUUUUUUUCCCUUGUAAACAAGUUUAUAAUUUGUAAUCUUUAUUUUUAUUAAUUUCAUUAUCUCACACCCGCCACCCAGAGGAUCUGAAGGUGUGAUGGUAGCAGGAUUGGUAUGAAUGCUAAUGACAGUAAGGGGAAGGAAGUGGCUGGUAGAGUGGGUGGUGGAUGUGGGUGUGAAAAUUCAGACUUACCAUACUGAAGGGCCAGUUGGCUAUUGAUUUGUCCUUAUUUUUAGUAACUAUCUCAUUCUGAUUAUAGAGAUCACAUGUGGGUCACAGCUAAUAUGAAACAUCACUUUUAAGUAACUCUGCAAAUCUUAGAUCUCAUAAUUUCCAUGUUCUGACUCAGAAAUCAAAAUAAACCAAAAGGCGUAUUCCUCUUAGUUUGUAAGCCCUCCAAGGGCAGGGGCUGCAUGUGCCUAUCACCUGCCAGAAUUUCAUACUUAAAUAAACGCUAUUUGGAACUAAAAUUCUUGCCACCCCCUUGUAUGUAAUUUUGAUGUUAACAUACUGAGGGUGGAUGGUAAUAUAAUGAAUUUGAUGGGUAUUCCAAUCA